Messenger RNA from Strongyloides ratti, 309 nucleotides. Its product is annotated as Spo12 family-containing protein. NCBI's taxonomy places the organism in Eukaryota, Metazoa, Nematoda, Chromadorea, Rhabditida, Strongyloididae. The transcript is spliced from 2 exons. Bases 1 to 309 code for a protein of 102 amino acids. The record is from RefSeq and is a predicted model, not a curated record.
AUGGAAAAUAAACAACCUGUUGAGAAUCAAUUUCUUACUCCAAAUCGUUCUAAUUCACAUGAAAAUUCAUAUGAUUCUGGAAAAGGAUCUGAUAUUACUACACCAACAGAUGAUAAAAAUAAAUCACCACCAAUUAAAGAUGCUCAUAGUACACCUGCUAUCAUUAAAUUAAGAAAGGCUGCCGAGGAGUUUCAUACUUUUUCUCCAUCUGAUAAUAUGUUAUCACCAUGUACUCGAAAGUUGUUUGCCAAUAAAAUAAGAAAUAAGAAAUUUGUAUCAAAUUCUAUGAAUAUCCAUAAUCCACAAUAA